Molecule: messenger RNA, 384 nt
Organism: Chlorella variabilis
Lineage: Eukaryota; Viridiplantae; Chlorophyta; Trebouxiophyceae; Chlorellales; Chlorellaceae
Exons: 2
Molecular function (GO): thiolester hydrolase activity
Source: RefSeq, a predicted model, not a curated record
UGGUUGCAGGGCGGCACCGUGCUGAGCUGGGUGGACAUCUGCGCGGGGCUGGCUGCCAAGGCCUUUGCCCGCGGGCCCUGCGUCACGGCCUCUGUGGACGCCGUCCACUUCCUGCGCCCCUGCCACGUGGGAUCCGUGGUCAUCGUGGCCGCCAUGGUCAACCGCACCUUCCGCUCCUCCAUGGAGGUGGGGGUGCGGGUGGAGGAGGAGGACAGCCGCACCGGCGUGCGCCACCACUGCUGCUCCGCGUACCUGACCUUUGUGGCGCUGGCGCGCAAGGACGCGGGCGGCGGCCGCCCUGUGGACAUCCCCUUUGAGCUGGCGCCUGAGAGCGAGGCGGAGGCGCUGCGGUACCGUCUGGCGGUACAGAAGCGGGAGGAGCGG